AUGCAAACCGACAAGAACAGCAACAACAAACGACCUCUCGAGGAGAAGAAUGAGAGCACUGCCAAGAAGCCUGCCACUCGACAAGCAUCGCUUUUGAGCAUGUUCAAGCCCAAGGUGGUGGAAAAGGACGUUCAAGCACUUGGUGUCAAAACUUCUUCACGCAAACCCAUCGAUCUGUUGCCCGACAUUAGCGACGACAUGAAGGAGCUCUUGGACUUGGAACUCACUACUAUGCAAUAUGACUGGUUCAAGGCACUGAAGCCCGAGUUCACAAAGCCAUACUUUAUCGAACUCAAGAAAUUCCUCAAAGCCGAAAAGGAUGCCAAAAAGACCAUCUUUCCUCCAGCACCACAGAUUUACAGCUGGUCAAACUACACGCCUCCAUCCAAAGUGAAGGUUGUUAUCAUUGGUCAAGACCCUUAUCACAAUUACAACCAAGCACAUGGUCUUUGCUUUUCUGUUGCCAAAGGUGUCAAGGUGCCUCCCUCUCUCGUCAACAUUUACAAGGCUGUUACAAAGGACUAUCCUGACUUCAAGACACCUAACCAUGGGUUCCUUGAAAACUGGGCAAAGCAAGGUGUGUUGCUACUCAAUACCUCGUUGACAGUCCGUGCGCAUGAUGCUGGAAGCCACGCUGGUAAAGGUUGGGAAAAGUUCACAGAUGCCGUCAUUAGUCAUUUGAGUGAGAAGAACGCACACAUUGUUUUCAUGCUUUGGGGAUCACAUGCACAAAGCAGAAGCGGAAAGAUCAACAAAUCGAAACAUUUGGUAUUGAAAUCGGUCCAUCCUUCACCCCUGUCAGCCCAUCGUGGUUUCCUUGAGUGUGGUCAUUUCAAGGCUGCCAAUGAAUACCUUGUCAAGAAUGCUCGUUCGGCUAUCAAUUGGAAUUGCUUGUGCGACUAG
Messenger RNA from Lichtheimia ornata, 903 nucleotides. RefSeq names its product uracil-DNA glycosylase. Gene Ontology annotation, cellular component: nucleus; mitochondrion. Lineage: Eukaryota; Fungi; Mucoromycota; Mucoromycetes; Mucorales; Lichtheimiaceae. Bases 1 to 903 code for a protein of 300 amino acids. Gene Ontology annotation, molecular function: uracil DNA N-glycosylase activity. The record is from RefSeq and is a predicted model, not a curated record. Gene Ontology annotation, biological process: base-excision repair, AP site formation via deaminated base removal; base-excision repair. The transcript is spliced from 8 exons.